AUGUUUUUUCAUGCAGGCACCCAGAUCGCGCCGUUCCUACCAAUCCACGGCCCACAGUCAUGGUUCCAGAGCACAUAUGGCUUCUUCAUAUUCCUCUUCCGCCUACCGUUCUUCAUCUCGGUGGUUGCACCGUACCUGCUGAUCGUGAAUUGGCUGCCCGUGGGCUCGUUUAUCCGGAAGGUGUGGCUGUGGUGUAUACUCGGCGUGAGCGGAGUCUGGUGGGUGGAUUUACAGGUUGAGGGUGUGAAGCGCGGAUCUCUAGCACGACAAGCGACGCGCUUCCCAGGCCCAGGCAACAUAAUCCUGUCCAGCUACACCUCCCCGCUGGACGCAAUCUACCUCUCCGCGAUCUUCGACCCGAUCUUCACAGCUUCAUACCCCAGCACGCGUCUCGUCGAGCGGGUAUCUCUCCCCGCGUUCCUCUUCCGCUACUUCUCGACGCCGACCCUGCGGCCCUCGUCAACCGCGAACCUAAUCUCACUCUCCGACCUGCUCUCGCAGAACCCAACACGCACGAUCCUCGUGUUCCCGGAGGCCACACCAACCAACGGCCGCGGAAUCCUCCGCUUCACCCCCGCCCUCGCCUCCGCUCCCAGAAAAGUCAAGAUCUUCCCGAUCUCGCUGAAAUACACCCCCGCGGACAUCACCACGCCCGUGCCCGGUGCCUACCAGAAGUUCGUGUGGAGCUUGCUCUCGCGCCCGACUCACUGCAUUCGCGUGCGUAUCGGCGAUACGAUCUAUAACGAUGCCGGCGGCGAGCGCAGGAGGUCCAGGUCUUCCGAGGAGGAGGAGAGGGAGCGCGAGAGCUCGGAUACUGUCGCCGACGCGGACGAGGAUGAGGAUUUAGAUGGCGUGUGUGAGCGCGGGAGUGAGGCCUUGGCUAGAAUUGGUAGGAGCAAGAGGUUGAAUCUGGGCGUGAAGGAGAAGAUUGAGUUCAUUGCCGCUUGGAGGAGGAGGAAUAGGCUGAUGGCGUAG
Molecule: messenger RNA, 975 nt
Organism: Tricharina praecox
Lineage: Eukaryota; Fungi; Ascomycota; Pezizomycetes; Pezizales; Pyronemataceae
Exons: 2
Coding region: 1-975 (324 amino acids)
Source: RefSeq, a predicted model, not a curated record